CGCCUUUGAUAGUUCGGCUGUAGCCAUAUUGGCUUGGUAUGAUUGUCGUGUCAGUGAGUAGUGUCGGGACAAAAGUUAUUAAAAAAAAUAAUAUUAUUAUUGUGUACAAGUCUGGGUAUUACACCAGACAAUAAUUAUUAUAAAAAUGGAAGAGACUAAAAUAAUUUAUCAUAUUGACGACGAGGAAACACCUUAUUUAGUUAAACUGACAAUAUCGCCGGAGCGAGUGACACUAGCUGACUUUAAGAAUGUAUUGAAUCGUCCGAAUUACAAAUUUUUUUUUAAGUCUAUGGACGAUGAUUUCGGAGUUGUCAAAGAAGAAAUUGUUGACGAUGAUGCACACCUCCCUUGCUUCAAUGGUCGAGUCGUUUCAUGGCUCGUAUCCGCUGAGGGAAGCAACGUAUCUGAUGGAGCAUCGCAGUGUACAGAUUCAGUGGCUCACACUGAUGCUAAACAUGACAGGGUUGAUCAUGUACCACCAGGUCUUACGAACCGUGGACCACCGGCAUUGUCACACGACGACACACUUACUGAAACUGAAAGUAUUAUAAGUAGUAGACAGGGUCAUCAUUUACAUAAAAGUUCAAAACAUCAUGCUGAUAAAUAUGAAAAGUAUUCUAAAUAUAAUGGAUUACGUAUCAACGGACAUUCAAAACAUCGUUCAGGGCACGGUUACGAAACAGCAUCGAUAUUGAGCUCAGACCUUGAGACAUCGACAUUCAUGGAGUCUGAUGACGAUGCGAGUAGUCGUAUCACGUCAACCACUGGCCGACACACCAACAUGAGCAGUACCAUUGAACGUGCAACUUUAGAUCGCCGUAGACCUCAAAGACGACGGCGACAUAGACUGCCGCCAAUGUCUCGUACAUCCUCAUUCAGUAGCAUCACUGACAGUACAAUGUCACUUAAUAUUAUAACGGUAUCUUUGAACAUGGAUACUGUUAAUUUUCUUGGUAUUAGUAUCGUGGGACAAAGCAAUAAAGGUGGCGACGGUGGAAUAUACGUUGGCUCGAUCAUGAAAGGAGGCGCAGUAGCUUUAGAUGGUAGGAUAGAACCCGGUGAUAUGAUCCUCCAGGUGAACGACAUUAAUUUUGAAAACAUGUCUAACGACGAGGCAGUGAGAGUUUUACGUGAAGUCGUUCAAAAACCCGGGCCAAUAAAACUGGUCGUAGCCAAGUGUUGGGAUCCAAAUCCAAAGGGUUACUUCACGAUUCCUCGUACAGAACCGGUUCGCCCGAUAGAUCCAGGUGCUUGGGUUGCGCACACAGCAGCAAUUCGCGGUGAAGGCUUUCCACCACGUCCGCCAAGCGCAACGACCUUGACUUCGACAUCCAGUAGUCUCGCCAGUACGCUACCCGAUACUGAACGUCCGCUGGAAGAUUUACGUCUGAGUAUCAAUACAGAUAUGCCGACGAUAGUACGUGCAAUGGCCCGGCCUGACUCUGGUCUUGAGAUACGUGACCGUAUGUGGUUAAAAAUAACAAUUCCAAAUGCAUUCAUCGGUGCAGAUGUUGUUGAUUGGCUAAAUACACACGUCGAGGGUUUUAUCGAUCGUCGCGAUGCCCGUAAAUAUGCGUCGCUUAUGCUGAAAGCCGGGUUCAUCAGACACACCGUCAAUAAGAUAACAUUUUCGGAACAAUGCUAUUACAUAUUUGGCGAUUUGUGCUCGACAAUGGGUAGCAUGAAACUCGACGGCGAUACUGUUGGACCUCUGCCACCACCCAUCGGAUGGGAACUGGGCACGUAUUCUGGACCCUACGCACCCCAUUCGGCUGCUGGAUACAGUCCAAUGCCUUUUAAUUUCACAAACGAACCCACUAUCUACGGCUAUCACCGCGAAGAAAGUAUUCACAGUGAGUCAGGCGGCAGCAGCGCUGGUAGUGAACACAUUUGCAAAGAACCAAUUCACGAUUUAAAAUCCUGUUCAUCGGCGUCUGAGUCAGAGCUUCAUUUACCACCGACAGUGCCGAGCAAAAAUUCCGGCAACGGGAAUGGAUCCAAUGGAAAACGAUCAAACGGGAGUCGCAGCAGAUCAAGCGGCUCCGAGCAAUCUGUACAAACAGGCACUGGCUCCUCGAAUCAGCAGAAUCAGCAAGAUUUAUCUGGUAGUAGACAGUCAUUUCGAAUUGCGAUGGGAAAUCCGUGUGAAUUUUUUGUCGAUGUUAUGUAGAAUUUUUCCUUUUUUAUUUGUUUUCAAGUUGUGUACAUAAUUUUAAUUAUUCUUCUAAGAAAAGAAUGAGGAUGCCGUUUUAUUUUUUACUCAAAUGUAUUUUUAGCAUGACGUACUUUGGUUUAUUUUUUCACGAUGUUGAAUAAUAUUACUUUGAUCCCAACAUCAAAACAUCUAAAUUCAUUAAAUAGAAUAAAUUCAAAGAUUAAAAAAAAAAAAAAGAAAAAAAAUCGACAUUUUAUUAAGGGCGACAUUCUUUCAUUAAUAAUAAUUAAUUUUAACAACAUGUACUUGUAAAUAAUGCACAUGUAUAAUGCGAUGCUUACUUGUAUUUUAUAUCACAACUAUUUUUAUAUUUUUUUUGGGAAUUAAUGCACGUUAAGUAUUCUUUGAAGCUUGGUAUGCUUAAUUAACAUCAACAUCUACUACUCAUAACCAUUAACAUAAUACAUAAAAUUUAAAAAGCAUGUACUUGUAUUAUGAUAUUUAAUGUAUGAAAAUAUCUAUUAUAUACACGAGAAUCUACUCUAUACUCUAUAUACUAAUUGUUUAUUUUUUUACGCUUAUAACACAGACUGAUAAUUAACUUACAGUCUGAGGUCUAUUUAUUUAAAAAAUAUAAAAUUUAUUAUUAUUAUUAUUAUUAUUAUUUUUAUUAUUAUUUAUCGUUUCACUGCAUGAGCCAUUUAAAUAAAUAAUAAAAAGAAAAUAAUUGAACUGCCAUUAAUUCAUUCCAUUGCUUGCAUUUUAGGAUUGUCUACGACAAUGGGGCACCUAUUUCUUUAAAAAAAAAAAAAAUAAUUACAAA
This is a messenger RNA of Microplitis mediator, 2978 nucleotides long. RefSeq names its product segment polarity protein dishevelled homolog DVL-3 (gene dsh). NCBI's taxonomy places the organism in Eukaryota, Metazoa, Arthropoda, Insecta, Hymenoptera, Braconidae. Gene Ontology annotation, biological process: intracellular signal transduction; canonical Wnt signaling pathway. The transcript is spliced from 9 exons. The record is from RefSeq and is a predicted model, not a curated record. Gene Ontology annotation, molecular function: frizzled binding. Bases 146 to 2170 code for a protein of 674 amino acids. Gene Ontology annotation, cellular component: cytosol.